AAAUACGCGGAAUUUGUUAAUUCGAUCCGGAUACAGAGUGAAAAUGUGUUUAACUACUCAAACUAUAAUUAAAUUCGCAAAUAAAGAUCAUCCAGAUCCGUCAAGAUCAUCCACUGCAGAAACGGUGGCCCUAAUUAAACCAAAUUACAUGUCCUCUGCUCAGUCCUUAAAUUGGAAAUGGAUUUCUCAACGUCUUUAUCAACGAGCUCUGCAAUACUCCACCGUGCAUCCUCAGAGAAUUUUCUGCUGCUCAAAGGAGGGAAGUUUAAUCAAUGCCACUCUUCGUUUCUUCGGAUUAAACGGGCAGUUGGCCCUUCAGGACUUUCAAUUCCGAAGGAAAAUCGUUUGCAGGUAUGCUGCCAGAAGAAACAAAUUCCAGUGGUAGAUGCCAGAUGCAUGGAUGACAUAUAUGAUGCCUUGGCCAAACGUAUUGUUCCGACUGCUGCCGCCGCAUCAAAUCCCCAUUUUAAGCAUAUUGUUGGCCUGGCAGGUCCUCCGGGUGCUGGAAAAUCUACUCUUGCAUCUGAGGUGGUUAAGAGAGUUAAUAUGUUGUGGCCACAAAAGGCUUGUUCCUUUGAUUCACAAGUGGAAACACCUGAAGCUGCCAUUGUUCUUCCAAUGGAUGGAUUCCAUCUUUAUCGCCACCAACUUGAUGCAAUGGAGGAUCCAGACGAAGCACAUGCCAGAAGGGGAGCUCCAUGGACAUUUGAGCCCGAACUACUGUUAAUGUGUUUAAAAGCUCUGAAAGAUCAGGGAUCAAUAUACGCUCCAUCAUUUGACCAUGGUGUUGGAGAUCCGGUAGAAAAUGAUAUUUUUGUGAAUGUUCAUCACAAGGUGGUGAUAGUUGAAGGCAAUUAUUUGUUGUUGGAAGAGGGCGUUUGGAAUGAAAUUUCAUCAAUAUUUGAUGAAAAGUGGUUUAUCGAUGUUGACAUUGAAAAAGCAAUGCAAAGGGUUUUGAAGAGGCAUAUUGGGACAGGGAAACCUCCUGAUGUUGCUCAAUGGCGGAUUGAAUACAAUGACAGACCGAAUGCUGAACUUAUCCUUAAAUCUAAGAAAAACGCGGAUUUGGUGAUCAACUCAAUCGACUCUUAAAGAUGAUUCAAUCCCAAAAUCCUCUUACCUGAAAUAUGAAACCUGUUUCGAGGAAGAGACCUUAUGAUGGAAGCUAAGUGGCAGAUGUAUACGUAACAUAUAGUUUGAUGUAGUACUCGAAAUAUUUCAUCGACUAGUGUUUGGUUUAUAUUUUAAAAAUUUAAAUAAACACAAAUAAUGUACUAGUACGUUAUUAAGAGCAAAGUGCCGUUUGGCAGGGGACGUUUUUGUCCAAGCCGCUAUCCAUUUCCUUCCUUUUGGCUAGUAAAAAACAAUACCUUCGGG
Messenger RNA from Cuscuta europaea, 1377 nucleotides. Lineage: Eukaryota; Viridiplantae; Streptophyta; Magnoliopsida; Solanales; Convolvulaceae. The record is from the annotation of a GenBank genome assembly.